AUUGCGCGCCAUAUUCCCGUCUUGUUUUGGUUAUGGAAGAGGAGUGUCCAAACCAGAAAAGGGAAGAUUAAUCUCGAUUUUCACCCGUUAAAAAUCCUUCCUUGAACGGGGAGGUUGGAGAUAAAGACUUCAGAAUGACUAUUCUACCUAAAAAGAAGGCCUCGCAGGAAAAGCGGGGCCCGGAAUCGGGUGAAAAUCAUCAACAUCACGGACACGGUCACCACUCGUCGUCUCACAGUCACGGCGCCCACGGGCACAGUGGGACUGGGGAGGCCAGGGGCGGAGCACGGCCCAAGUCUCGGAAUUCUCCGCCUCGGUGGCCAUCUUCAAAUCCCCGAGACGACAGACUUGUCUCAGUGUCGUCGCAUGAUUGUAGGACUUCUUUUGAUGGCCACGAAAGAUUGGAUGCCGGGGGUCAUGGCCAGAAUAAACGAGCGAGACACAGAUCCUCCCCCCAUCGGCUGGACCAUCAGGCAUCGGUGUCGUGGCUCCAGCACAGGGGGAAGGUUGACGAUGAUAGGAGGGAGGAAGGGGAACGAAAUGAGGAGAGCGAAGAGGGGGGUUGUAAUAGCGGGGACGAGUAUGAUACCCAACCAUUUCAUAGCGAAGAGCAUGAAAGAAUGUUUGAGAAAGCCUUGAAAGAGAAGCGUAGUUUUAUCAUCAAGCAGAUGUCGCCAGAUGGAGCUUGUUUGUUCCGAGCUGUUGCUGAUCAAGUCUAUGGAGACCAAGAAUGGCAUGGCAUCGUGCGUGCUCACUGCAUGGAUUACAUGACGAAGAAUGCAGAUUACUACUCCCAAUACGUCACUGAGGACUUUGCGACGUACGUGGCGCGGAAACGCAUGGACGAUUGCCACGGCAACCACGUGGAGAUGCAGGCCCUCUCGGAGAUGUAUAACCGCAACAUUGAGGUCUUUGUCUACAGUACUGAACCAAUCAAUACCUUUCACACCAUCAACAAGACGGACAACGAGCCGAUACGAGUCAGCUACCAUCGCAGCAUCCACUACAACUCGGUGGUCAACCCUCACAAAGCUACAAUCGGCGUCGGUCUGGGAAUGCCGUCGUUUGUGCCAGGGCUUGCAGACAAAUCUCUGCUCCGCGAGGCUCUCCGGCACUCGGAGAACACGGAGCUAGAGACGGCCAUGUUGGAAGACAAGCUGCGGGCUACCGACUGGGAGGCUACCAAUGAUGCCAUCGAGGAACAGAUCGCCAGGGAAUCUUACAUGCAGUGGCUGCGGGAUAACGAGGAAAGAGCUCGGAAAAAGAUGAUCCAACCAGCAUCCGCUACCUGUAGCUCGGCCCCUCCCGACUCCCCCAACUGGUGGGAGGUGCCCCCUACCAGCGGCUCUUCCAACAACUCCCACCGAUCGCACCACGCAGCGGCCCAUCAUCACCACAACCUCCCGACCGGCCCAGGCCCAAACAGCCCAGACCGGGCUGAGGCUGGUACACGCAGGAGCCCACUGUCACCCCCGAGCCCUAAGCUAGCAGGCCCCUCACUGACCGAUCAAGAAGCAGGCAAGCUGGGAUCCGCCAAGCAGAGGUCUGCGUCACCCCUUGUGGCCGCGGGUCGUAACACCCCUAGCCCCCCUGCUGGACCCUCUGGGAUUUCCCCCUCCGCCUGCAAUGUGCCGCUGCUUCAGGAUAUUCCACCUACGGAAUACGGUCUGUCUGAGUGGGGUACCGAGGACGAGAUCCUGGCCUCUGUCCUGGCCCAAUCGCAGCAGGAAUACUUGGACACUCUCAAACAACAUCACUCCUCCGGCAACACCGACAGCUAAUGUACAUCCUGCGUGUAAAUAAUCAUAUCAUCAUAUAUAUGGAACCCCCGGUUUGAAUUUUUUUUCUUCUACCGAUAGCAAAUAUAUUCAAUAUUCAACCCUCUUUGCUGUACAUUUGCAGAUUAAUUGUUGGGAUGAGGAAAAAAUUAGUAUGUGGUCGUGGUCUAGGUGUUUGGGAAUUUAUUCAUAUGGGUGGUUGUAACGUUGAAUAUUAAUAGUAUAUCUAUGGUUGAAUCUAAAACCAGGCGAAUCAAGGAAAUACUAUUUGGUUUGUUUCAGUGGCGAUUGCCAAAUUAUGCCAUGCUAGGUUUCCUUUUGAAAUUCCGAAAACGUUUCCUUUUUGAAUUCCGGAAAAAAAAUAACGGGGGAAUACCGUAAUUUUCCCGUUACUAACCUAAUUAAAUAUGGCUGUGUUAAAACCAGGGAAAUCAUGGAAAAUACAGAUGUUGACCUAUGUUUCAGUAUAUUGUGAUACGACAGGGUUCCCGCGAUAAAGAUAAGUAGUAUAACCAAAUUAUUAUAUUAUAUUUUAACAAUUCCUGAUUCAAAUUUGUCUUAAGCAGCUUAAAAAAAAUUUAAGUGGCCAAAAAUGUGCAGGUUGUCAAUUGUGUCCUGGUUUUACAUAAACUCAUUGUGUAUUUCGUCGGGAUAUUCUGAAGACUGGCCACAUUCUGCCAUUAGCCGUCAGAGCCAGUUUUAAAUAGUCUGAGUAUGACCCGUUCUCCACGGAGCCAUAUCUCCGGUCGAACGUCUGAUGUAUCUAGGAAUGCAAAUUUAUGCGAUGCUACACACUAGCCAAACGGAGUUCGUGACAUCAUUUCAUUCCCAAAUCCGGAUGAAAAUUGUGAUUUGUCGAUUCAGAUCCAGUGUUUUUGACGUCAUUUCUUCAGUUCGUGACGUCAUUUCAUUUCAGUUGGUGACGUCAGUUCGUGAUGUCAUUUCAUUCCCAAAUCAGGAUGAAAAUUGUGAUUUGUCGAUUCGGAUGCAGUGUUUUUUUAAAUAAAACAAUGGCCGGACGCGCAUAGAUCUACAAAACCUAGACACGACCGUGCUUGGCCGGCUCUAUUAUUGCUUGGCGUAUCGCGUAAUAUAUCGUUACUGAGCGUGUGACCGCAGCCAAAAGAAUAAUAGAUGUUGUGUCUAGGUUUUAUUUUAUUUUUUUAGAUGUCUAUGAAGCGACGCCUGGUAUAGAAAGCGUCCGCUGAAUGGUCAGAAUCUCGAGGCGAAGACGCAGGUUUUUUGCAUAAUUAAUCGCCGAAUCUGCCUACAUAUAGACUAGUUUUAAAAGGAGUUUGAAAAAAACUUGGGCAUGUUUGAAAUCCAUCCAACAUCGUAGCGGAAAAGCUACAUAGGUAAAACUAAAAAACAGCACUCCAAUAGUGUGAGAAAAUACAUUUGCGAUACAAAAUUGAACAAAGACGCAUUAAUUUAAGAAAAACAUAGAAUUAUAGCCAAAUAUAUGUGGUCUGUAAAAUACACAGAUAUUUGUAGUAUUUGAUAUUCAGAUAAAACAUUUUUGGGAGGGUUUUGUUGUGCACAUGUAAAACAAACAGCUUGUAAUUGCAAUCUUUUUAAGCUAAAAAGCAGGAACAAAU
Molecule: messenger RNA, 3376 nt
Organism: Patiria miniata (bat star)
Lineage: Eukaryota; Metazoa; Echinodermata; Asteroidea; Valvatida; Asterinidae
Gene: otud5
Product: OTU domain-containing protein 5-B-like
Exons: 9
Coding region: 135-1781 (548 amino acids)
Biological process (GO): protein deubiquitination
Molecular function (GO): K63-linked deubiquitinase activity; cysteine-type deubiquitinase activity
Source: RefSeq, a predicted model, not a curated record